Messenger RNA from Maudiozyma saulgeensis, 933 nucleotides. Lineage: Eukaryota; Fungi; Ascomycota; Saccharomycetes; Saccharomycetales; Saccharomycetaceae. The record is from the annotation of a GenBank genome assembly.
AUGAGUGAAGAAGGUCCACAAGUGAAGAUUAGAGAAGCCACGAAAGAAAAUGUCGAUUUUAUUCUUUCUAAUACAGAUUUGGCAACAGCAAAUUCUUUAAGAAGAGUAAUGAUAGCAGAGAUUCCAACUUUAGCUAUUGACUCAGUAGAGAUUGAAACAAAUACAACUGUCUUAGCUGAUGAAUUUAUAGCUCAUAGAUUGGGUCUUAUCCCCUUACAAAGUAUGGAUGUUGAACAACUGGAAUAUAGUCGUGAUUGUUUCUGUGAAGAUCACUGUGAUAAAUGUUCAGUCGUUUUAACUUUACAAGCCGUGGGUGAAAGUGAAAGUACAACAAAUGUGUAUGCUAAGGAUUUAACGAUUGUUUCAAAUUUAUUAGGACGUAAUAUUGGACAUCCAAUUAUACAGGAUAAAGAAGCUAAUGGUGUUUUGAUUUGUAAAUUAAGAAAAGGUCAAGAAUUGAAAUUAACAUGUAUUGCCAAGAAAGGUAUUGCUAAAGAGCAUGCUAAAUGGAGUGCUUCUUCUGCUAUUGAAUUUGAAUACGAUCCAUGGAAUAAAUUAAAACAUACACAGUAUUGGUAUGAACAAGAUGCAUCAAAAGAGUGGCCACGUUCAAAGAAUAGUGAAUACGAAGAUCCUCCAAUUGAGGGACAAGCAUUUGAUUAUAAAUCAAAAGCUGAGACUUUUUAUAUGAAUGUUGAAACUAUUGGGUCCAUUAGUGUCGAUCAAGUUGUUGUUAGAGGUAUUGAUACAUUACAAAAGAAGGUAGCAUCUAUUCUAUUGGCACUAAAUCAAAUGGAUCAAGAGAAGGUUAAUUAUGCUCCUAAUGGUCCAUCUGGUAUGAAUAAUGGUUCCAUGACUGAGCAUGAAGACAUUCCAAUGGGCGGUAGAGAACAAGAUCCUUACGGUAGCGGUACCGAUAUGGGUGGUUGGUGA